UUUCGGAUCUGUAGGCAAACUGUUUUGCAACAAAUCUUCGGGAGAUACACGACUCUAGCGCGCACGAUUUUUAGCCGUGGAAAUCUUAACUAGUUCUAGCUUUUCAUUUAAUCUGUCGGAUAUCCGGCCAAUAGUCCCCCCCCCCUGACCCACUACAGCCAUGAGUCUGAUGGUCCUAGCCUCCGCUGUCUUCCUCCUGGUGGGUGUAACCCUGGACCUCGUGGCCACCGCCAGCGAGGAGUGGACACUCUACACCCUCAACCAGGUGGACUACAACCUCGGGAUCUGGAGGACAUGUCAAGGGUCAAACUGCCGCACAAUACCCAAUGAAGACGACAUCGACACAGUCCGCGCCAUGAUGCUGUGUGGACUUCUGCUGGCCGCCAUUGCCCUCGUCUGCACCGUCAUCCAGUUCGGCUACUCUAUCUUUCGGAAAGUCUACUGCCGAUGGAUCACAGUCAUAGUCGCCAUCUUGACUUUCGUAGCAAUGACGUUCACAGUGGCGGGGGUAGUUGUGUACCACAGAGAGAUUCGCCGGGAGAUGGACAAGACGAUACCAGUGGCCGAAUACGGCUACUCAUUCUGGCUCGGCGCGGCCUCCGCCGUGAUUUACUUCCUGGGCUUUGCUUACCUCAUUCUCGCCAUGUGUUUCGAUUUCACUAGCUCAGACGAAGACGACGAAUCGGAGACGGAAAAAGAAGACACGACCCAGAUCCUGAAACAGAGACCCAGAGGAUACCCCGCGCCCCUCCAGCUCCGAGCUUACGACGACUACCCGGCGUCUAAAUCCGCCGUGGUGGUCCCCCACCGCUCCCCGAGACAUCAGAGACGGUCGCAAAGAUACGCCAAAGACAACCGCGCCUACGCCCACGACCGCGGUCACAACGUAGGCUACGUGGCACGCCCUGUGUUCAUGUCUCCGCAGAGUCUGGGUGGCUACAAUCUUUACCCGGCCCUCGGGGGGCGGAGUCACGCCAUGGACGACGUACGAUUGGCCAGCUCGGCGUACGAGCUCAGCUCCCGGCCACACCCCCCACAGUCGCAGGUAGACUACGGCCCCGGUCGCCAUGGCAACAAGCACUGGGUACCAGCACACCACGUCAGAGAAAGUUACGGGAAGCCUGUCUUCUACUGGGAGAGUUAAGUAAGGAUUCUACUGGCAGAGUUAAGUAAGGAUUCUACUGGGAGAGUUAAGUAAGGAUUCUACUGGGAGACUUAAGUAAGGAUUCCACUGGGAGAGUUAAGUAAGGAUUCUACUGGGAGAGUUUAGUAAGGAUUCUACUGGGAGAGUUAAGACUGGGAGAGUUAAGUAAGGAUUCUACGGGGAGACUUAAGUAAGGAUUCUACUGGGAGAGUUAAGUAAGGAUUCUACGGGGAGACUUAAGUAAGGAUUCUACUGGGAGAGUUAAGUAAGGAUUCUACUGGGAGACUUAAGUAUAGAUUCUGCACAUUACAACUACUCAAACCUGUCCACCAAUAUAUGUUCAUUCUGUUCUAAA
Aplysia californica (California sea hare) is the source of this 1499-nucleotide messenger RNA. RefSeq lists its product as uncharacterized. Gene Ontology annotation, cellular component: plasma membrane. The record is from RefSeq and is a predicted model, not a curated record. Lineage: Eukaryota; Metazoa; Mollusca; Gastropoda; Aplysiida; Aplysiidae.